AUGCUGCAGGUGACAAACUACGAGCCACAAAGCACCAUGUUCAAGCGACUAGCACGGCUCCACUAUCGUGCAGCAGAGCUUCGACGGCAGCGGAAGUGGGAUACAGCAUCAGCUGUCUAUCGCACAGCCCUGACAUUGUACACAAGCAUGCCGCCGACGAAGGAAGUGCCUUCUUUCGCUGCUGCUGCUUGCACGUGGCUGAACCUGGCCUUGACGGAGAAGAACAAUGGCCACUUUGACACGGCUCGUCGUGUUUUCCAAGAUGGUACACGAUUCGUUCAAGAAUUGAUGCAGAAGGACUUGGACGUGUGGAUUGAUGGGCAAAACCGUCUGCGCUCACGCACUGUAGACGCAACAUCGAGCUCGGAGGUUCAGGUGGCGUGCAAGUGGCUUGCGACUCUGCUGGUGGCGUGGGGCCUCCUGGAGACCAAGCUCGGCUUCCGGUUGCGAGCAAAGGUGUUGGCUGAGCGUGCAGCAAACCUGGAUGGCAGCAAGGCCAAGGUUUUAUCCUGGAAGGUGGUGCAGGGCGUCUAA
This is a messenger RNA of Symbiodinium pilosum, 534 nucleotides long. Lineage: Eukaryota; Dinophyceae; Suessiales; Symbiodiniaceae. The record is from the annotation of a GenBank genome assembly.